Messenger RNA from Cariama cristata (Red-legged seriema), 2703 nucleotides. RefSeq names its product sorbin and SH3 domain containing 1 (gene SORBS1). NCBI's taxonomy places the organism in Eukaryota, Metazoa, Chordata, Aves, Cariamiformes, Cariamidae. Gene Ontology annotation, molecular function: protein binding. The coding region runs from base 22 to 2703 and encodes 893 amino acids. The record is from RefSeq and is a predicted model, not a curated record. Gene Ontology annotation, cellular component: cell-substrate junction; cytoplasm; nucleus. Gene Ontology annotation, biological process: cell-substrate adhesion. The transcript has 25 exons.
AAAGCAAGUCCCUCCACCACAAUGAGCUCUGAACAGGAAGAAAUUGAUGUUGCAAAAACCGUUGUCAAUGGACUGAGCAGCAAUGGACAAGAAAAAGAAACGGAUCCCGCUAAAGUCUGCAGCGGAAAAGGAGCUGUGACCCUCCGGGCAUCUCCAGCCUAUGAAGAAAAUCAGAAUAUCACUUCACCAUGUCCUCAGGUUGUUAAGCAACCUGAAAAUGAUUGGAGGUCGUCAUCUAACACUGAUGCCAAUGGGGAUGCCCAACCAUCUUCUCUGGCUGCCAAGGGUUAUAGGAGUGUGCGUCCAAACCUUUCCUCAGACAGCAAGCCACAGGAUGCCACUGCCACCACCACAGCUCAGCCUGGGGUUAUAGUAGUCCCCCUCCUCCAGGUUAAUCCAGACAGACAGCAAGAAGGCAGCUCCAGCACUCCACCACCGCCUCUGGUUCCUUUUGGGCAAGGCUCCGUAUUCCCUGAGACUGUUUCUCCUGGCUCACCCUUGACUUUUCCAACUCUAGACGAUUUCAUUCCCCCACAUCUCCAGAGGGGUUCCCACCAUAACCAAGCACCCUCCACAUCUGGCACAUUACCCUCUGUUUACCCGAAACUGCCAUUCUUCUCAUCGCCACCUUCACUUGUCCCUCCAGUCACAGGGGCUUUGCACAGGGGCUUGAAGCCUGAAAUCACUGGAGUCAUCUCACAUACAGACUCAGGUCCUGUGGUAAAUGAAGUGCCCCAGCCUGGCACUGGCACUGACUAUCCGACCUCCUUCACUUCAAUCAACAAGUCUUCCUCUGCCUAUCCCUCUACCACAAUUGUCAAUCCCACUAUUGUCCUCUUGCAGCACAAUCGAGAACAGCAAAAAAGGCUUAGUAGCCUGGCAGAUUCAGUGCCAGACAGACUAGUUUCUGAUAAAGUUGAUUCAGCACUCAUACGGGACAAGCCAGUUCAGGAAACAGUGCCAAGUGAGAAGAGGGCAAUGGAAGAGAAGAGAAGCAUUGUCAAGAGCCCUCAGCAUGUGGCUGAUACCUCCGUCGAUGAUAUUGGCAUUCCACUGAGGAAUACAGACCGAUCGAAGGACUGGUACAAGACGAUGUUCAAACAGAUCCACAAGCUGAAUAGAGAUGAAGAUUCUGAUUCAUACUCUCCUCGUUACUCCUAUUCUGAGGACAGUAAAACCCAGCUUUCAGUUCCCCGCUCCAAGAGUGAGACGGAUUAUAUUGAUUCAGAGAAGGUUGUUAAGAGAUCUGCCACUUUGCCACUGCCAAGCCGUACUACUUCACUGAAAUCAAGUCCAGAAAGGACUGACUGGGAGCCUCCAGACAAGAAGGUGGACACCAGAAAAUACCGUGCAGAGCCCAGGAGCAUUUAUGACUAUCAGCCAGGAAAGUCCUCAGUUCUGAACAAUGAAAAGAUGACUCGGGAUAUAAGCCCAGAAGAGAUAGAUUUAAAGAAUGAACCUUGGUAUAAAUUCUUUUCGGAAUUGGAGUUUGGGAAACCGCCUCCAAAAAAGAUUUGGGAUUAUACUCCUGGAGAUUGCUCUAUCCUUACUAGAGAGGAUAGAAAGACUGAUCUAGAAAAAGACCUCUACCUCUACCAGACUGAGUUAGAGGCAGAUUUAGAAAAAAUGGAGAAGCUUUAUAAAGCGCCACAUAAAAAGACACAGAAGAAUACAGCAGGUGUUACUCCGCUGGAAACUUCCACAGACCAUUCUUCCUACUCCACAUAUUCACCCAACUACCAUGCAGUGAAGAGGGAGUCAGAACCAGCACUGGGGGACCAUGCUGGCUUGGAGAAUGAAAGGCAGAUUUACAAGAGUGUAUUGGAAGGUGGAGAUAUCCCAUUCCAGGGGCUGAGUGGUCUCAAGCGACCUUCUAGCUCUGCUUCCACAAAAGAUUCAGAAUCACCAAGGCACUUUGCACCAGCUGAUUACAUGGAAACUCCAGAAGAAAUCAUCCGCAGACGACAUGACGAUAAAGAGAUGAGACCUGCUAGAGCCAAAUUUGACUUUAAAGCACAGACACUAAAGGAACUUCCCUUGCAAAAAGGAGAUAUUGUUUACAUUUACAAGCAGAUUGACCAGAACUGGUAUGAAGGCGAACACCAUGGCAGAGUUGGCAUCUUCCCACGAUCAUACAUAGAGCUACUCCCACCAGCUGAGAAAGCUCAGCCCAAAAAGCCAUCACCAUUGCAAGUAUUGGAAUAUGGAGAUGCUAUUGCUAAGUUCAAUUUCAAUGGAGAUACCCAAGUGGAAAUGUCCUUCAGAAAGGGUGAAAGGAUCACGUUGAUUCGACGAGUGGAUGAGAAUUGGUAUGAAGGAAAAAUCUCUGGCACCAGUCGCCAAGGCAUCUUCCCUGUCACUUACGUGGAGGUGCUCAAACGGCCAGUGGUCAAGAAUGCCAUUGACUAUCCUGAGCCACCAAUGUCCCUCUCCCCUAACCGCAGCAUGACAGCUUCACCACAGCAACCUCAAGCACAGCAGCAAGGAGCCAGCCCUGACAGAAGUCAAACACCACGAGACAUAGUUAGCUACCAAGCCCUCUACAGCUACACUCCUCAGAAUGAUGACGAGCUGGAACUGAGGGACGGUGACAUUGUUGAUGUCAUGGAGAAAUGUGAUGACGGCUGGUUUGUGGGUACAUCCAGGAGAACAAGGCAAUUCGGUACUUUCCCAGGCAACUACGUGAAGCUUCUGUACCUGUAA